This is a messenger RNA of Suillus clintonianus, 3234 nucleotides long. RefSeq lists its product as uncharacterized. The coding region runs from base 131 to 3103 and encodes 990 amino acids. NCBI's taxonomy places the organism in Eukaryota, Fungi, Basidiomycota, Agaricomycetes, Boletales, Suillaceae. The record is from RefSeq and is a predicted model, not a curated record. Gene Ontology annotation, cellular component: division septum. The transcript is spliced from 9 exons. Gene Ontology annotation, biological process: division septum assembly.
CUUGAGCGCCUAGUGUACUCUCUGAUAAAUCUGCUUGCAGUUGUGCGCAAAAGUCAUUUGAACUAGGCACGCGGCGCCUCCCCUUCCACUCGUUUCUUUCUCUUGCCUUGGAUAGCGUUUUCUUCGAGGAAUGUCGCAAGUGAAGAUCGCACUUCAGCCACCUCCAAAUGUCGAUUUUGUCGUUGGCUAUCCCGGCAUACCUCCGGCUGCCAAAGAUCGUCCUCAGGCAGCAGUUAAAGGUGCCGUCGAAGUGCGCGUGGGGCCCCAGGGCGUCAAAGCAAAAUGGGUCCGUGUCGAGCUCAAGAAGAUCGAGACACUCCCUGGCGGUGGCCAAACGAACUCCUACUUCGACUUUGUUGGCUCAAGUCCGUUAAAUCUAUGGCAGUCAAGUGAAGAAUAUGGGUUACUGCAGUCAGUGAGUGGUGUAGCCUGUGUAAAUACGUCGGGGGCUGAGAGCCGGCGACAGCAAGACCUCCCGUUUCAUAUUCGUAUUCCUGAGUCUAUCCCGCCAAGCAUUGCCCUUGAAAGAGGCGCUGGCAUCCGCUAUGAACUUGUCGCGACUGUUUGUACUCUUGGGAAAAAAGGUUUCUUCCGCCGCCGUAAAACUGUUGUAACAUCCCAAGCCACGACUAUCAUUAUCGAUAAGCACGAACUCCACUCAACGUGGCCUGUAUAUGCGCAAACAGAUACACGCUCGGUCACCCAAGAUGGCGUACACCUCACAGCGGAGCGCCAACGAACAUGCUUUGGACCAGGCGACCGUGUAUCUGUCAUGGCUAUCCUUAAAUCCGACUCAGUGCAUCCAGUUGUCCUCCGUGGAUUCGAGUUUUCUCUCAAGGAAACAACCAUAUUCCGUGCUGGAACUCAGGCUGGUGGUACUAGCAAGCGCAGUGGUCCGCAGGUCAAAGUUGGGCUUGUUGGCGAGCAAAAGGUUCCCCUCAAUGUCACGUUGUUUGGUGGCAUGCAGCACAAGGCAGAAGUCGGGUGUUUGAUCCCGAAUACACACACCACUACCACGCUCAACGCUGCGAGGCAUAUUGAUAUAACAUAUGCGAUCGUAGUCAAAGCGUGGUUUGGUUCGAUGCAGGCGGUUACAAUGGAGCUUCCUGUCAUCGUCUCGAAUUGGCCAAGGAGUGUGUCCGAGGAAGCCAUUAGGCGUAUCGGUGUUGCCCCCAGCCUUUGUAUGACUACCCCGUCAAGCAAUGCACCAACCGGCCCCACACCCACUCGCCCUCUCACCGGCAACUCACAGACGUCCGACUACAACUCCUCCGCUCAGGGGCAUGGGCGCAAUCCCCUGACGCCUCCGGCCUCAUCCAUCCAGUACAAUACCGCUCCCAGCGCUCAGAAUGGCGACAACCAGCAUGAUGAUCUUGAAGUGGACGAGCUCGGCGCUCUUCAGAGCCGCCAGUCGCGUGUGCCAGGCACAGUAGAUCAUCCAGGCUACGGGUUGCCAGCGCCAAAUCCCAUGGGCAGUAUUCAGGAGCACAGCGCCGCUGCCGCGCGUCCUGUCGGUGGCUCGGGUCGCAGACGGCGUGGAUCAGCCACUGCUGUAGGGACACAGAACCGCUUCACAAUCACUAAUAUCAGUGAUCGGGAUGCAGAGGUACGGGAGGCUGUGGAACAAGCACAGAUGGCUGCAAGACAGCAGCAGCCGACGUCGCCGACUAGGGGUCAACGUGGUUGGCUCACUGCCGAGGAGGAAAAGAAGAAGUUGUAUGAGAGUGCGAGGGCUAAGGUUGAGCAGGUCCAAGGUAGUGCUGCCAUGGCCCCACAAUCCAGUACCAGUGAAACAUCCCCACAGCCGAAAGGCUCCCCUUCGUUCCGUGCUGCCUGGCCAACAGCAGAAGAAGAGAAAGUCCGUCUGUUCGACAAAGCUCAAGCCACUGCCAAACGCACUCAAGCACUUGGCGCCAACUCAGGCCACAGCCGAGAGAGUUCAGAAACUAACGGCUCUCCCGGAAUCUCGAAACCGUCUCGCAGCGUCAGUGCUAGUAUGUCCGCAGGUGCCGCCCUCUACCAACACGCGGUAUCCUCCAUGAAUAAGAACCCCACGAGUGACACGAGCCCCAAUGCUAGCGCGAAUGUCAGCCCCGCGCGCUCUCCCCACCCACCGUCACCACCUGCUUCGAGUUCCUCCAAGAUCGUUCCACACUACCCGUCCGCCGAAGAGGAGAAGGCUGCAUUGCAGCGAUACCAUCAGGCCAAGCUUGCCGUCGACCGGAGCCAGAACACUCAGUACGCGACUCGCGAAGGAAUCUCGUCGUCGUCAGCACCCGUCGCCUACGAUACUCUCUACCCCUCAUCCAGCAUAUCUCGGAGCGCAUCCUACGGUGCACAGCCAAGUGGGUCUGAUAUGCCUCCGCCUUUUGAUGGGCCGAAUGGCCAACCACAAUAUCUGAAUGAAAAAGAGAAGCUGAGGAGACACCACGAGGCACAGGAUGCGGCCGCCUUGGCUGCACAAAGUUCGUCUGCUCCUUUGGACACGUCACCCUCAUACACCGCCUCCCCAUCAUACUUCCCACCUGGACAAUUAGCUGAAACUAGCGGUCUGUCAGAGAAGGAACUACUCCGGCGAAGGUUUGAGGAACAAGACGCAGCGGCACUUGCCCAGCAGCAGCCUCACUCUCCCCCUCCACGGGCCGUCAAUGGCUCACGCCUUCCACCUCCCCCCGUUCCAUCGUCUGUGAGUGGCUCCAGACCACUGACUGCAGCCGAGGAGAAGGCACAGCUGCGUGCCAAAUACGCUGCCGAGGAGCAACAGGCCAAUGGCAACGGAUCUGCGUCUGCAUCAGGCUUCGUUUCUCACCACCCACCGCCAUCGAGUGCCGUUCCCUCGUACCCGCCCCCUCCACCACCACUCAUGCCGCGUCCGCCCGCCGAGUAUAUUCAGGAAACACAGGAGGAGGACGCUCGCGUGCGGUAUUACGACAGCAUAAGCAUGGGAAUUGAUAAUUCGCCUAUGCGGGUUGGGUCCCCGCUGGUGAAACCUGGGAUACAGCUCGACAUCCGCCCGUUCACGCCGUUCAGCGUUGGGCUGUAUGACCCUAGCAGUCCCGCAGCACAGCGGCUUCCACCACCUCCCUUGCCGCCGCAGAAUUGAUUUCUACUUGGAGUUAUGACCAUCUCAACGUUCUAUUUCUUGGAUAUUAUUGCGAGCUAUUAAUUCAUUUUCCUGAUUCUUCCCGAUUGUGCCACUGACAAGUCGGUCAGUGUAUUUCUGUCUAUCGUUAC